GAAUAGAUUUAGUGAGGUACCCGCAGAAGUGACUGACUACACCUCAUUGGAGCAACUCAACCUCUACCAGAAUGUGAUAAAACACCUGUCCGACUCUCUGGCUGCACUCCAGUCCCUCACGCAUCUUAUCCUUAGCCGCAACCAGCUGUCAGUGGUGCCUGGGUGUGUGUGUGCCCUGGCUGCCCUACGUGUCCUUGAUGUCUCCGGUAACCGCCUGGUCAGCCUCCCUGAGGAGGUGGGGCACCUUAGAAAUCUCAUGGAGCUCAAUGCCUCCUAUAACCAGCUGGCACACCUGCCUCCUGCACUGGGCGAGCUUGACACCCUACGCAGUCUCAACCUCCGCAGAAACUUGCUCCAGACUCUUCCCCCAGAAUUGUGUUUUCUGCGGUUGGUAUUUAUGGACCUCAGUUGUAACCGGAUAGCGACACUACCUACUGAACUGCGAUUCAUGUCCUCCCUCAUUAGCCUCACUCUUGACAAUAAUCCCCUUCAGCAUCCACCUGCUAAUCUUUGUAUGAGAGGGCGAGUUCAUAUUUUCAAAUGGUUAGAGAUGGCAGCAGCAAAAGAGGAUAAGAAGAGAGGUAUUUUGACAACUGAAGCUGAGUUUCGAAAAUUACAGUUACGAAAACCAUCUUCUUGCACAGAUUUUAGGUUUGUGAACGGGUUCUUCGAUCCCCGACACAAGCGUAGUACGAUGGACAGUGGGUAUAGUACUUGUGAAAGUGUUGACCAGAGAUGGUCAAAGGAAAGUCAAGAGAGCUUGGAAUAUGAAGACCCACGUAAACUGGCUGUUAGGGCUGCUGCAUGUACCAAGGAACAAAGACAAGAACGGGGUCGUAGUGGCCCUUCAUCUCGACCAGUCAACAGUAUUCCUAAUGGGAGCAUUAGUCCAGGGGUAAAUGGCUCUCAAACUAAUAUGGGGCAGGGAAUGAAUGGCUCAGGUUAUAGUACACAGCCACUUGGAGAGCAUACAACCAGUGGUUUGUCAACACCAAGCACACUUAGUCCAGGCGAUGGAUUCAACUUAGAAGAUGAAUUCAAUAAGGCCCUGAAAAUGAGACAGGACUAUGAGAAUGUUUAUGUGAAUGACCAUUCAUCUGUUAAAGAAUGCCAAAACAACAGUGGUGCUAUUUGGAAUGUUGGGAGCAGCAGCCACAGCAGCAGCAGCAACAGCAGCAACAGCAACCACAGCAGCAGCAGCAACGGGGUCAUCACCCUUCGCCACCCCCCAGAACCCCCCCUUCCCCAUAACCCUGAUCCUGGAGGGGGCUACAUUCCUCCCAACUACCCCUCCCAAAAUUCCCACGCUCACGUCCCCACCUACAGAGAGUAUGUCGAAGCUAAAUUACAAAAACGGGCGAUGGAAAACAAUAAUAUCUAUAGGCGGCAAGCAGGAGAUGGAAGCACUCCUUCAUCUGAAAACGGGACACAUAGAUCAGUAGAAAAUUUGUCCCAUCGAACAGAUGUUGCAUCACAGCCUCGGCCAAAGCCAGUGGGAGCUGCAAAACCAUGCAAUGGUCUUGAUGGAUAUUCUCAGAGGUUGCCUAGUCAACCACGACCACAAGACCUCAUUCGGGAGGACAUGACACGAGCAGACGUCAAGACUAUACAGAAGGAAGCUGUCUUGUCUUACAUAAAGUCUCGCGUCAGUCCUACUAAAGGAUCUUCCUCCAGUUCACCGGAUGUGAGCUUCGAUUCUGGAGAUGGCUCCUCUUACCUUCCCAACCAUGCCAGUUCCUCUCAUCCCCAACAUGCUGUGCCACACACAAACUAUUCAUCUAGUCAAUACACUAGCCAAACUAUUAGUUUUCCAGUAAAUGUAACACAGGUAACCAGUACACCGUAUUCAAGUAGCAGUAACCCUUAUACAAGUACAGGCCACCACACUUCGACACUUCCCCCACAAACCACUACCACCACUACUACAUACACUGUCCGAGGAAGUACUAGUUCUUUACCUAAAGCACCCACUACAGUGAAGGCCAGAAAGCGAAGUGGUGGAGGACGACCUUUCGAUCCAGAUUCCUCUCCUGCUCAUCUCAGUUUUACAUAUAGAAGGGAACUGGAGAAGCAACAGCAUGAGAAGCAGUUGAUUGAAAAUUUAAGAAAUAUCAUAGAGACAAGAUUGAAGGUAUCGCUGCCAGCAGAUAUGUCUGCAGCAUUGAUGGACGGAGUUGUUCUCUGUCACUUAGCAAACCAUGUCCGCCCCAGAUCUGUCUCCUCCAUCCAUGUUCCUUCCCCAGCUGUGCCAAAACUUACCAUAGCAAAGUGCAGAUUAAACGUUGAAAACUUCCUUGAAGCUUGCAGAAAGAUUGGUGUUGAAGAUAGAAUAGGUAUGGCCAACCCCUACGCCCCCCCAAGUCUGUUUUAUGGGGUUUUGCUGAGACUGAUUCAAUUAUUGAGACACUUCAACCCAUGACCAAUCAUUUCUGGUUAUAUUUUAUUAUUUGAAAAAUAGGGUAAAGCAUUGAUUUUUUGUGUGUCGAAUUGAAAAUGGAGAGCAAGUGUAAUAUAGAAGAGGCCUGAGAACAUGAUUAAUGAAUAGAGGAAAUGUUGCUUGGAAUGCCUAGUGUUUAUUUUGGACUUUUGUGAUCAUAUUGAACAGUGGAAUUAGCUUAAUAUUGGACUCAAAGUGGGCAAAAUUUCUGAUGUGUAAAUUUCACCCAGACUGUUAACUUUGUGCCUGCAUAAUUUCGUAAGUUUUCAACUAAAUUUUGUAUUUUUUGGAGACAUUACCUUCAGAAAAAGAUUCUGUACCAUUUCUGAAGUUUUUUUUUUGUUGUUGUUGAAAAAUGCCAAUACUGAGCACAUUUCAUUUUGAGUCUUGUGACAGUAAAGGGGUUAAUAACAUUGUAUGACAUAUAAUGUAUUGACUUGUGUGUUAGAUAUCAGUUUAGAGGGAGUAUGAAGGAAGUAACUGUGUUAGGAUGUUUGUGUGUAGACUUACUGGUAAAUGGGUCAGUGAAAGAUAUUAAUUAACCAUAGAAUUGAUAAGGAUGGGGGGCAAAAAGUGGGUGGUGCAUUGAGACAUCUGUGGAGACAGAACUUUAUUCAUUCAGGCCAAAAAUGGAAUGCACCCAGACUAUAGUGUGGUACCAACACUCAUUUGGGUGUGAAGCAUGGGUUUUUAACAUUGCAGCGAGGAGGAGGCUGGAGGCAUUGGAGUUGUCAUGUUUGAGGGCGGUGUGUAGUGUGAAUAUUAUGCAGAGAAUUUAGAGCUUGAAGAUUAGGUGAGGUUACCAAAAGUAUUAUUUAGAGGGAUGAAGUGGGUUCUUGAGGUGAUUUGGACAUAGAGAGUAGAUGGAGCAAAAUAUGAUGACUAUGAUGGGUGAAGAAAAGGAUUGGUAGGGGUCGUCCCAGGAAAGGUUUAAGGGAAGAGGGUAAAGGAGGGUUUUGAUUACUAGGGACUUGGAUAUCCAACAGCUUUUAAGAGUGCAUUGGAUAGGAGCAAGUGGGUUGUAUGAUUUGUGCUGUUGGAGUGUGAGCAAAGUAAAAUUUGUGGAGGAGGGAUUCGGGGAAACCAUUUAGCUAGAUUUGAGUCCUGGAGUUGGAAAGUACAGUACCUGUACUGUGAAGGAGGGAUGGGGAUGAUGCACUUCAGAGUCAUCUGAACUGUGAUAUCAGCAUGUUUCUGGCAAGACAGUGAUUGUGAUUGAGGGACAUUGAAAGAGUUUCCUUAUUUUUUGGUCACCCUGCUUUGGAUUUCUCUAAAAUAUUGUUUUUGAUAGUAGUAUGAGUUUCUCUUUUAUAUUCUAUUGCUUCACAUUUUGGAACUGGAUGUCCCCCAAAAUUUCUUCUGUAAAUGGCAAGAUAUGAACUCUUUUACUUUCUUGGAAAUAAUUGAAGAUGAUGGCUACAGACAUCAAUAUAAUUGAAAGUUACUUUGAUUUCCAUCAUUAAAUGAGUUUAAUUUUGAUAUCAUUCUGAAUAUUGCACAUUUAAAAUGAGUGCUUAAAAUUUUUGGUUGUUUAUAUUCUUAGUUUUGACUUUCAAAAAGCAUUCAGGGUGAAAACAGAAAAAAAUAAUUGCUCAUUGUAAGAAAACAGCACAUUAGGUAAGUGGGAAAUAAUUUUUAAUUACCUUUUGUUAUAGUAAGUGCAUAAUACACAGCAACUGAAGUGUAGCCAAGGUUAACAAGCAAUCAUGUGUUGGGCUAUUCAUCGAGGCUGGAUGUCACCCAGCCUUGGGUUAAUAUGUACUAUUUAUUUAAUCAAAUGUUUUCUUUCAUGCAUUCCAUUAAUUUUUUAAGAUAUAUUGUGUUAUAUUUCAUAUUUAUUAUUUAGAUUUAUAUAUUUUUUUUAUGUUGUGGACCCCUUUGAAGGGUAAGUGAGCAAGGAUUUUACAGUUGACUGGAGAAAAAUAGUUGAUAAAAUUAGGAGUGCAGAAUACCUUGUGGGUUUACCAGUGAGAGUACAGAGCACCUACAUAUUAAACACAUUGUCACCUUUACAUUUUAUUACAUUAUUCAAGUUUGCAAUAUUUUCACAGUUGUUUUUGGCUAAAAUUGUGUAUAUUAAUUAAUAUGGAAAGUGAACUCUUGUCUUGGUAAGGUUUACUCCUCAAUAAUUCUGCAUAAUUUUAAAAUAUACAUUUUAUAUGCAUUAUCAGCUUCAACUUGCUAUAUUUCCAGUUUGUAUCUUACAAUACAUAACAUAUGACAUAAAAUUUAAAUUUCUGUUUUGGUAUUAUUAAAAAAUAUAUAUGUAUAUAUUUUGACAAUAGGAUUGCUUCCAGGCAAGCUUAAAAUUUUUGGCUUAAUCUCUUGGUUCCGUAUAUGAAACUAAUAAUUUUGCUUUUAUUUGUUAAUCAUUGAUAUCCAAAAUUAUUUUGCAGGGGUAAUAUAAUGUGUAUGAUUUUUAUGUUCUGUAUUUUUAUUGCCACAUAAGAUGGCACUUGUGCAGCAUUGUGGUCGUUAAGAAAAACUGGCUGCUUUGUUCUAGUUUAUUUCAAUACAAAGGCUUUGGUUGCUGGCUUAUGUUGUGCAUUAUAUGUUUAUGACUUCAGUUCUGUUGCAAUGUUCACAUUGUAGAACUUGUCAUUGCUUAACUGUUUUAAGUAAUAAAGUGUGCCGCUAUAAACUGUAUGCUUAAGUAAUUGUCAUAAGUGUUAUCAAGCACCAGUAUAUGAUUUCAGUACUCUAACUUAAACCAAAGCCUUUGAAAACCACUAUAUGCUAAUUAAUAUUCAUUCUAUGUAAUUAUUGGUGAAACUUGAGACAUUUUUGAUAGUAAGGGAUGAGUGAUGUAUCUUAACUAGGGUAAAAAUGCCUUAAAGCUAUUUAGGAUUGUUAAAAAUAUAUUGAAUAUUAUUUUUUACAUUCAUAAAUGUUGUUUUAAGAUAUUUUUGACCCUAGUUGAGAUGUUGAGGUCAGUCUUAUUAUUCUUGGCAGUGCUUUGUAUGAUCACCAUGUUUAAUUUCUGUGUGGUAGAAAUUUUCCAUAACGUAUGCGAGAGAAGUUUACAUGUUUGUAUUAUUAUAAGAGUGUAACCACUACCUAAUACAUCUGCAAUGUCUCAACUUUUAGUAUAUGCAGCUAAGAAUAUAAAAUAUAUUCUGUGAUAUUUAAAAAAUUUAGUUACAUGAAGAUGUGAAUGUUUUUGUCAAGUUUUGACAACUUCUAGUCCCAAGAUAAAAAAAAAAAAUCCAAAAAGGUGCUUUAGAAAUCAAGUCAAAUAUUGAUUUGUCUGUCACACACACUAUACAAGUUAGUUUUGAGUAUUUCUUUUUAUAGCACACUUCACAUAUACUUUAAGUUCUAGCUUCAAAUAUUACUAGAUCAUUUAUGAAUCUAAGUGUACUUAAAUCAGAUUCCAUUGUCAUUGUCCGUGGAAACUGAAAAUUAUUAUUUUAUAUAUUUUAUCAUCAAAAUAGGAUAAUUUUUAUUUAUCUUGCAUCAUUGUAGAAUUUCGUAAGUAAAUUUGUUAAGCUUUUAUCAUUUAAAGGCAGUGAACUACAUUACCAUGAGCAGUGAAUGGCAUUAAAAUUUGGCUCCCAAAAGACUAGUCAUUAUUGGCUCAAUUAGUUUGUAUAUUGGUAUUUUACAAAGUCUCACAUGGCUUAACCAGUAAAGUUGUCUUUAUAUGAUAUAGCACCAUGAUAUUCCUUUUAUUUGGAUUAUGUGCAUGGGUGUAUCAAAAUUUUAAAAAUCAUAUUCAGUGCCUCUCUUAUUCAGAUGAAAAAAAUAUUAAGUAAUUUUAGAAAAAAUAUCUUAUUUUGAAAGAAAAAUCUCCUUUUCCAGAAUCUAAAUUUUUGAUUGGUAAAUUUUUGGUUUAAUCCUGGGGGGAAAAAAAUUAAAUUUCGGAGAUUGCUUUACAUCCAAAAUUUCUGGCAGCAUUCUCUCUCUUAUUUAGAAAAACUGCUGGAAUUUAACAAAACCUGAAAUUAAUAUUCAAAAUUAUCAGUAAUUCAGAAUAUUUUGAGUUUUAGAGCUUAUUCUGAAUUUAAAAUUUAAAUUUUAUUUUGGAGAAGUCAUAAUAUUGAAUGUUGUUUCUUGAAGAACAUUUAAUUUGUAUGACAAAUUCACACAUACACUAACAUGGAUGUAGCUUAUAGAAUGUUGCUAAUUGGUUCAGGAUAAUUGAAAGCUACAUCUUACACGCCUUAAUUGUAUAUCAGAUGGUUUGUCUGCAAAAUAUAUCUGCAGUACCUUAUUCUGUGUAAUUAUUUCCAUAGAGAAGUGGUGGUGUCAAAUUUCCUCUUUAUGAUGCAAUUUGAGGAGGAUUUACUUCCAUAUAUUAUCAGAGUUACAUUUUGUCUUGAACCCAGUGAUAUUCUGAUAGUUAGACUUGUAUCUUUCUAACAUUGUAAGAUCUGCAGAGAUAAAAAAAAAAAAUAAAUUAACUAGCAUCUUUUAAAGGAUUUAAGAAGUUUUGUAACCAGCUGUGUUUAAAAUCAAUAAUGGACUUUGUGACAUAAUAAAAAAAUUUUAUGUAUUUUUUGUAUAAUUUAAUUUGUACCAUAUAUCAGAUAAUUAUAAUACACACAGAGUAUGGUUGUGUGUGAUUGCAUGCAUGUGCCCAACUAUAUGUAUUUGUGUGGUCUUGGCUUCUAGCCCUGCCACUUAAUUUGCCACUUUCUGUGUCAUACCUAUUCUUAAAAUUAUGUAUGAAAUCUGCUUCCACAAUCUCUUCAUUGAGGUCAUUCCGUUUCCCGACCACCUUAAGACUGAAGUACUUCCUGACAUCCCUGUGACUCAUCUGCAUCUUUAGCUUCCAGCUGUGUCCCUGAGUUCCUAUUUCUCAAACAGCCUGUCCAUUUCUGCCCUGUCAAUUCCUCUUGAGUAUCUUGUAUGUUGUUAUUAUUUCUCAUCUGGUCCUUCUGUCCUCCAGGGUUGUUAGAUUAAAUUCCUUUAGCCUUUCUUUGCGGCUCAUACCCCUUAGUUCUGGAACUAGUCUCAUUGUGUACUUCUGCACUUUCUCCAGUUUCUUACCCUGAUUCCUUAGGUUUGGGUUCUGUACCGGUGCUGUGUACUCCAAGGUGGGCCUAAUAUAUGUUUAUAUAGAGUACCUGGAAUGACUGUGUUGAGAUUCCUGUAGGCCAUUCUCUGAUUUGCCAGGGGAGCAUUAACUGCAGAGGUUAUUCAUUUGAUGUGAGCCCCUGGUGACAUGGUAGGUCCUUCUCUCUGAAUGAGGUCAGCAGCCUAUGUCCCCUGAGUCUGUACUGUGAAAGGUCUUCUGUGUGUGUGUGUAUAUAUAUUUGUGGUGUUUGCUCAUUUAUCACAGAAGGUGGUAGAUAUGCUUAGUGCAGGAUGUAUAUAAGAUUAGAGGUCACCAACUGCAUGCAAUCCUAUAACAAAUUUUGUGACCCCUUUAUGUGCCUGAUCAACUGGGUUGUGAUUUUCUCAAUCUGUUUGCUGGGCCAAGAGCAUUGAGCUGACUGUGGUGGUGUGCUCAUGCUCUAGUUCACUGUCCCACCAUUAUUAUUAUGUCUUUAGUCAGGUUGAGAUGACAGUAGUCAACCACAGUAACAUCAUGGAGGUAAAUGUGGUUUACCUGGAGAGGGUUUCAGGGGUCAAUGCCUCCACAGCUCAGUCUGAGACCACGCCUCAUGGUGGAUCAGGAUCUGAUCAACCAGGCUGUUACUGCUGGCCGCAUGUAAAGUGACGUAUGAAUCACAGCCUGGCUGGUGAGGUACUGACUUUAGGUGCCUGUCCAGUGCCUUCUAGACAGCCAGGGGUCUAUUGGUAUUCCCUCAUAUGUAUGCUGGGAGACAGUUGAACAGCCAUGGGCCCCAGACACUUAUUGUGUUGUGUCUAUGUGUAUUCGUGGUGCCCCUGCUUUUCAUUGGGGGAAUGUUGCAUCUCCUCCUGAAUAUUUUGCUUUCAUAGGGAGUGAUUUUCGUGUGCAAGUUUGGUACUAAUCCCUCCAGGAUUUUCCAAGUGUAUAUUAUCAUGUAAUUCUCUUGCCUGCAUUCCAGGGAAUGCAAAUCAAGUGCACUGUAGUUCCGUGCUGAUUCUCUAAUUCACUAUACCAUCACUUCUCUCCUCACUGUCAUUGUUGUGGCUUUGGUGAGGUAGAGAGAGAGUUGGGUGUGGUCAGGAAAGGGCUUUUGUUUUAUAAUAUUGACAUGUUGAGAGCCCAGCUGCUGAUGCCUUAAUGUAACAUAGCUGUGGUGGCUUUACAAAUCCUUAAAAAAGUAGAUGCUGUCUUCCACAUUUUUGUUUUAAUAUUUUUUCUUUGGUUUGGCUUCAUCAAAUACAUUUAUCUUUACUAUAUGUUUUUUUAGUAUUACAAGGUGCUAUCAAAAAGUUGUUGUACUUGAAAUUUUACAUGCUUCCUGGGUGAAAUAUGGCAGCAGCAUAGACCACACUGUGCAGUACACUCUGUAAAGUAGCAUGGUUGGUUACUCUAUUGAGGUUAGAUGGGCAUUUUUUGUUGUGUUGUCAGUGCAUUAUUGGGAUUUUUUGUGUAUUAGAAUGGAAUCUUUAAAAGAAAGAACAGCACACGUGUGUGUGAAAUCGUUUCAAGUUGGGUACAUUGGCUAGUGAUACUCGCAAAAUGAUUCAGCAAGCAUUUUAGCAACGAAGCAAUGGGUCUUGCUUCAAAGCAGGAUGAAUAUCAGUUGAGGAUGAUGAACACUGGUCUUCCAUCAAUGUCAAAAACAGAUGCCAACACUGAAAAAGUGAGGGCGGUUAUUUGUGAAGAUCAUCAUCAAAGUAUCCAGGACACUGCAAGUAUUGUGGGAAUUUCUUAUGGGUCAUAUUAAAGCAUUUUGACUGAAAAUUUGAGUGUGAGGCAAAUAGCUGUGAAAUUUGUCUCCCACUUGCUGACUCAAGAACAGAGUGACCAUUGUUUUCAGGCCACUAACAACAUGUUGGUCCUCUCACACCUUCCCUACUUCAGCUCCCUGUGACUUUUUUCACUUCCCAAAAAUGAAAAUGGCACUCAAGGGGCAGCAUUUUAAGCAUGAAAGAAAUUCAAGCUGUGCUGAAUGCAGUUAGGAAAGAAGAGUUCUGGAAAUGUUUUGAGAAGUGGCAGAGGCUCUGAGAUCAGUGUAUAGCCUCCUAAAGAGAGUACUUCCAUGGAGACAACUUCAAGUAGGUGAUUAGGUAAGCUGCUGCUUUUUUUUUUUUUCUUUUUCUUUUUUGGCAGUCUAGGAAAACUCUGAUAGUUCCUCGUAGGCAUGGCGAGUUCUUUUGAUGCAACUGGGUAAUGAAAACGUGUCUUUUUAAUAUUUCAUUACACCCAAACAAAGGAAACACAUUCACCAUCAUUCAUUCAAUAGCUGUCUUUCUAGAAGUAUUUAUAUGUCACAAUUCAAAUAAUCCUCUGAACUACAACAUUCCCAUCCCUCCUUCAGAGUGCAGGCACCGUACUUCCCACCUCCAGAAGUCCAGCUAACUGGUUUUCCUUAUGCUUCUCAUAAAUGCUUUCUUGCUCACGUUACAACAGCACAUUAGUCCAUAAAAACUACUUGUCUCCAUUCACUCCAAACUAACAUGCUCACACAAGCUUGUUGGAUGCUCAAGCCCCUUCCAGUCUAAACUUUCUCUGUACCACCUUCUUCCAACCCUUAUUGGGAUGAUCCCUAACCUACCUAAGAUUCAUACACCCUCUUGGUCACUGAUCUGCUCUAUCCUCUUUAAAUGCCUAAACCCACUUUUAUUUUUAUGAUAUGUGGUGAGAGAGAGAAUGUGUGUAUGGUGCUAUUCUGGCUCUGAGACAGUUUAGAAAGGUUAUUUUAUUUUUUAUUAUCACAUUGGCCGAUUCCCACCAAGGCAGGGUGGCCCAAAAAAGAAAAACUUUCACCAUCAUUCACUCCAUCACUGUCUUGCCAGAAGGGUGCUUUACACUACAAUUUUAUAAACUGCAACAUUAACACCCCUCCUUCAGAGUGCAGGCACUGUACUUCCCAUCUCCAGGACUCAAGUCCGGCCUGCCGGUUUCCCUGAACCCCUUCAUAAAUGUUACUUUGCUCACACUCCAACAGCAUGUCAAGUAUUAAAAACCAUUUGUCUCCAUUCACUCCUAUCAAACAUGCUCUUAAAAUUAUUUAAAAGUAUUGAAAUAGGCAGAUACAAUACAUGCUCAGCUUUCUUGUGCUACUAGCACAGAAGAUUCAUUUGAUGCCAUUUCAGAGGAUAUGUUAGGAGUCAAGGAGAAGUUUGGGUAAUUAUUGAUCAAGUAGAUAGUAAUGUCGGUGUGGGCUGCUGGGAUGUUUUCAGGAUUAAUUCCUACAGUAGGGUAAGCUUGACAGGUUUGUUUAUAGUAUCAGUAGUUGGGUGGGAGGGUUCCUUUGCUCAGGAGAAGAUUAUAUGUUUGAUUUUAUUUUAAUUUCUGAUGCAUUACAUAAUUUACUUGAUACAGUUAUUCUCAAACAUGAUUAUGCUAUUUUUUCCUAGUUGCAAAAAAA
Molecule: messenger RNA, 10851 nt
Organism: Cherax quadricarinatus
Lineage: Eukaryota; Metazoa; Arthropoda; Malacostraca; Decapoda; Parastacidae
Gene: Lrch
Product: Leucine-rich-repeats and calponin homology domain protein
Molecular function (GO): protein binding
Source: RefSeq, a predicted model, not a curated record